Molecule: messenger RNA, 1023 nt
Organism: Chaetomium globosum CBS 148.51
Lineage: Eukaryota; Fungi; Ascomycota; Sordariomycetes; Sordariales; Chaetomiaceae
Exons: 4
Coding region: 1-1023 (340 amino acids)
Biological process (GO): lipid biosynthetic process
Molecular function (GO): iron ion binding; oxidoreductase activity
Source: RefSeq, a predicted model, not a curated record
AUGGUCGACCCGACACGGCCUCUUGUGUCUUCUACUUGCACAUGCAACAUGCGUGGCAGCACACUGCAGACAAUAACUCCGAACCCCAUCGUCGGAAUCAGACCGCCCGAUCCAGCCCAGUGGCGAUCUCCCAAGAUCUUUUGUUGCGGGUCCUGCAUGUCUCAAAACACAACCCAAGCUAAAUGUUCAGCCCUAGUGGCGCUGACACGCGUUGACGAGCCGACAAUGGAAACAGUACUCAAGCAUCUCAACCCGGUCCUCUUGGACAAUGUUUACGACUCGGCCUUUCGGCUAGCCCAGGCCAGCUGUGGAGUCUCAAACGGGACACAUCCGGACUGGUGGUCACCAUCUUCACAGCCCUCCGGCGUCAUCGUCGACAAGAGCAAGGCAUGGCUUUGUAACCUUGCAGCGGACCCACGCUUCUGGCAACGGCAUGGCAUAUGGCGCCAGAGCAUCAGCAUCUUUUUCUUAACUUGGAUCACAAGCACCUUCUUUUACCUACUCUUCGGGACCGUCUGCUACUAUCUCAACUUUGACCGGGAGCAGAAGAAGCAGCCCAAGUUCCGGCCCAACCGGAUCCGCGCCGAGAUCACGGCCUCCAUGACUGCCUUGUUCGUCCUCAGCGUACUGACGGUGCCCAUCUUCGUGGCCCAGGUGCGCGGGUGGGCCAAGAUCUACCCAUUCGGGACGGGUAGCACUUGGUAUGUCAUCCCGACGCCGUUUGCCGCGUACGCCUUUGAGCCGAUCGAGGGAUGGAUCAUGAGCUUGCCCGUCUACGCCUACAGUUUCCUCUUCCCGAUGUCGGAUGUGGGACACCUCGUGGUCUUUUUCAUCAGCAACAUCUGGACCUUUCUGCUCCACGACAACAGCGAUCAGUUUCACACGGUGCAUCACAAGAGCAUCCAGUUCAACUUUGGACAGUUUUCCGACUUGUGGGACAGGGUAGGGGGAACAUACGCGGACCCCAGCCUAUUUUUUGAGCCUAUCAGGGGGAAGCGAGGUCAGAUGAAGUCCCUGCCAUAG